This is a messenger RNA of Amphibalanus amphitrite, 2381 nucleotides long. Its product is annotated as amine sulfotransferase-like. Gene Ontology annotation, molecular function: sulfotransferase activity. Bases 555 to 1748 code for a protein of 397 amino acids. Lineage: Eukaryota; Metazoa; Arthropoda; Thecostraca; Balanomorpha; Balanidae. The record is from RefSeq and is a predicted model, not a curated record. The transcript has a single exon. Gene Ontology annotation, biological process: sulfation. Gene Ontology annotation, cellular component: cytoplasm.
UUUCUCCUCCGUCCCUCUCCGAGCUCACAUGCACUGCACUCGGAGAGCACCUGGCAGCGGGCCAACCGGGUCGGUCAUUGACCCUCGCCGGGCCACUACUGACACAGAGACAGCGCUGGCAGCAGGGGCGCCGCCAGCGCUGCGGCCUUGGGGGGCGACCGAGCUGCGCGCGGCCCAGCCGCCACGGCCGCCGUCAGGAGCCGCCCCCGGGCGCGGCGCUGAGGCCGGGAACAGGCCAGGUACCGCCCGUGUAUAUAAAGGCACAGCCCGGCCGCGCAGCGGUAAUCGUGGCGCGGGUAGCGGCAAUUGUGGCGCGAGUAGCGCGUCCACUGACGGCGCACGGUUCGGUGACCCUCGGCUGACCUGACCUGACCUGCUGGCCACGAUCUAAACUGUGGGUGACCUGCCACUCUAGUCUGACGUCACAGAGCAGAACUCGAGCGGCUGUCAGUUCCUCUGCGGUCUCCUGUGCCAGCACCGCCCCCUUUCGCCCCGCCGCCGCCCCUCUGCUGUAGAUCCGCGCAGCGUUUAGUCUAUCCCAGGGGACCGGCGAGAUGGGUACAGAGACGGCCUCCGGUCCUACGGCCGAGCAGGCCGGUCACGCCGCCAACCUGGAGCCGGGGGAGGCGCCCGGGUCACGGCCGCUGCCCUGUCUGAGCAACGGUGGCUCCAAGCCAGAUCCUACGCCCCCGCAGGGAACUCCCGGCCACCCGGCGGGCUCUGAAGAGGGCCCAGAGGCGGCCGCGGCCGAACCGGUGGCGUUUCCAUACAAACUGCGGCCUCUGGACCCGGUAACUCAGCGACGAGUGAUCGCAGACUUCCCUGCCCUGCCGCAUGGUCUGCAGAGUGUACUCGACUGGGACUUCAAGGUGGCCGGCACGGCUACGGCGGCCGAUUUCGCGGCGCACCUGAACCAGCCGCUGCGCCGGGGCGAUGUGUGGGUGUGCUCGCCACCCAAGUGCGGCUCGAUGUGGACCCAGGAGCUGGUGUGGCUGCUGGAGAACCAGCUGGACUUUGACGGCUGUCGCGCGAUGCUCACCGACCGCUGGAGGUUCGGUGAGUCGCGCUUCGCUGCGGACCUGGAGGAGCGAGCGCGCAUUGCCGCGGCGCGUCCGGCGACUGCACCGGUGCCGGACCCGACCGCCGCGCGCAGCCGCUUCGUCAAGUCGCACCUACCGCUGUCGCUUUCACCGCCGCGGCUCCUCGACACGUGUAAGGUGGUCUACCUGGCGCGCAACCCCAAAGACAUCUGCGUCAGCUUCUUCAACCACGCUCGCCGCUACAAGACGGUCAACUUCGGCGGUAGCCUGGAGACGUUCGCCGAACACUUCCUGGCCGGAACGGUGGUGAUGACGCCGGUGGUUCCGCACAUGCUGGAGGCUUGGCGUCUGCGACAUCACCCCAACCUCUGCUUUAUCUUCUACGAGGAUAUGAAGCGCGACCUGCGCGGCCAGAUCCGCCGACUGGCGGCCUUCCUCGACAGGCCGUGCUCCGAGUCGGACGUGGAGCGUCUAGCCGAGUACCUCCACAUCGACAACUUCAGGAAGAACCCGUGGCGCUCGGAGGACUUUGGCAAGCAGGCCGGGAUGGUGAACGAGGGCGCGGGCGAGUUUAUCCGUACCGGGAAGACGGGUGACUGGAAGAACCACCUCUCGCCGGAGCUUAGUGCCAGGUUCGACAGCUGGAUCGAGAGUCAGCUGAGCGACUCCGACCUCAGAUUCGUGAUGGAGCUGGACAAACAGGACUAGAGGGGCAGCGGUCAGAUCUCUGCAGUGUGGACUGUUUUUGAGUAAUUCCAGCAUACGUUGGACCGAUCUGAUCUGGUCUGACCCUCUCUGACCUGACCAAACAGUCUUCCUUUCCGAUCUAACGUGUUUUGUUCCGGUUUGACAUGUCUAAACUCGAUGUGACCUAUACUGACCCUGUUUGACCUGCCGUGACCCGCCACACGCCUCCGUUUUUAUCUCGUUACCAUUCCGUGCCGUCAAAUUUUUCUUCGUAAUCCCUCGGUCAAUCCAGUGUUAUGAAAGUGGCCGCCAGUAAACGUUUGGUAUAACUUCCGUUCUUAUGCAUUGUCAGAAGCGUUGAUAUCGUUUUUUAUAUUUGAUGAUGUUGCCUGCCGCUCUGCAGCUAUUUUUGUUUUUGUAUAUAUGUUUUAGAUUAAUCAGUAGGAAAAGUAACUUAUGUAAGAUGCCGUAUACGUAAUUGAAUGAUUGUGAGCUGCCUAGUGUGACAAAAGUUAUUUAGGUUACCGGUUUGAGUGAGGCUUUCACAUUUUUACUCGCAUAUUUAUGCAUUAGUUUUGUCUGUGUUGUAUGAAGGUAGGCUAAUAAAAGUACAAUACCGCUCAUGUAGUUAGGUUGUCUAAUGCGUGGCCAGGG